CCUUCUGGUGCUGGAGCUCAGAGACACAAGACACAUAGAACUACAAACCUCAAACAUUCACAAUGUCUCUCACGGUGGCAGAUUUGACGCGCGGAGCCAUGACUGAGUUUCAGGAGAAGCUUCGGCAGCAGCAUGAGGAGUCGAUGCACCGCGAGUUGGAGACACUGUUAUCCAGCGCUGACCUCAAAGAACAGGAGAUUUCAAGGAAGGACUUUGAUGGCUUUAAGAAGUUGUUCCACCGGUUCCUUCAGGUCAAAGGUCCGGCGAUCGACUGGGCCAAGAUCAGCCGACCUCCAGAGGACUCGAUACAGCCGUACGAGCGUAUCCGUGCUAAGGGCCUCCCUGGAGACAUCGCAGCCGCUCUGAACAAGCUGGUGGUGGUGAAGCUGAACGGAGGUCUGGGCACCAGCAUGGGCUGUAAGGGCCCCAAGAGCCUAAUCAGUGUGCGCAGCGAGAACACCUUUCUGGACCUAACUGUGCAGCAGAUAGAGCACUUGAAUAAGACGUACAACGCAGACGUGCCUCUGGUGCUCAUGAACUCCUUCAACACUGACGAAGACACAAAGAAAAUCCUGCAGAAGUAUUCUCACCACCGAGUCAAGAUCCACACAUUCAACCAGAGCCGAUAUCCACGCAUCAAUAAAGAGUCCCUGCUGCCGAUCGCUAAGAGCAUGGGCCCUGAUGGGGACAGUGAGGCUUGGUAUCCUCCGGGUCAUGGUGAUAUCUACGCUAGCUUCUCAAACUCCGGUCUCCUGGACAAACUCCUGUCCGAGGGAAAGGAGUACAUCUUUGUGUCCAACAUCGAUAAUUUAGGAGCCACCGUGGAUCUGUACAUUCUGCAGCACCUGAUGAGCCAACCCCAGGACAAACGCUGCGAGUUCAUCAUGGAAGUCACGGACAAGACCAGAGCCGACGUCAAGGGCGGGACACUGAUCGAAUAUGAGGAGCGUUUACGUCUUUUGGAGAUCGCUCAGGUCCCAAAGGCUCACGUCGAUGAGUUCAAAUCUGUGACCAAGUUUAAGAUCUUCAACACUAAUAACCUCUGGAUCUCCCUCCCAGCCAUAAAGAGAGUGUACGAGGCCAAUGCUCUGGACCUGGAGAUCAUAGUCAACCCCAAGACUCUGGACGGCGGCCUGAACGUGAUCCAACUGGAGACUGCGGUGGGCGCGGCCAUAAAGAGCUUUAAAAACGCGCUGGGAGUGAAUGUCCCGCGGAGCCGCUUCCUCCCAGUGAAGACGACCUCUGACCUCCUCCUCGUCAUGUCUAACCUGUACAGUCUGGAGGCGGGCUCGCUCACCAUGAGUCAGAGGAGAGAGUUCAAAACCACGCCACACGUGAAACUGGGCAGCUCCUUCACCAAGGUUCAGGAGUAUCUGAAGAGGUUUGACAACAUCCCCGACAUGUUGGAGCUGGAUCACCUCACUGUGUCCGGAGACGUCACCUUCGGGAAAAACGUGUCACUCAAGGGGACGGUGAUUAUUAUUGCGAAUCACGGCGAUCGGAUCGAUAUUCCCGCUGGAGCUAUGCUGGAAAACAAGAUUGUGUCUGGAAACCUCAGGAUCCUGGACCACUGAGGCAUUCUGGGAAAUCACUACAAACUGUGAACUUCCAACCAGUCAAACAAUGACAUUUCAACUAUUCAAUAUGCAACUGCUGUUACAGUCUGUGUAAAAGGUCAAACUGUGUCCUGUUCAUGCUUAUGUCUGUGGAUCUGUGGUUUUCAGAAUAAACAAUUCACCCCAUUGUCAGAAUUAUAAUACUCUGCCAGAAUUGCGUUACUUGCCUCUCCACAGAUCUGACCUGCAACUUGGUCUGUUGGUCUCACCUGCUUGUCUCCAUGGAGAAAGAUUAAAAGAAUAGGGGACUGUUAAACUCAUACAAAAUAUGAAAAGUAUUUAAUUGUAGAAUAAUAUAUAAAUACAUGACUGAUUUUAUUUUAUGAAAUCCUCCCAUUCGGCGCAGAAGGGAUUGUAUUCUAUUUGUACAAUGUUUGUACAUUGUGAAGUGGUCUCAUUAGAUUCAUGUUAUUUUCAGACCAAAAGAACCUGAAUGUUUCCUGUUGGUAAAAAUCUGUAAAACUAUGCAUUACUGAGGAGGCCUGAGCUGCUGCUGUGAGCCAUUGUUUUGUCAAUAAAACACUGUGGCAAAUCCAA
Molecule: messenger RNA, 2153 nt
Organism: Periophthalmus magnuspinnatus
Lineage: Eukaryota; Metazoa; Chordata; Actinopteri; Gobiiformes; Gobiidae
Product: UTP--glucose-1-phosphate uridylyltransferase-like
Exons: 10
Coding region: 63-1574 (503 amino acids)
Biological process (GO): UDP-alpha-D-glucose metabolic process; glycogen metabolic process
Cellular component (GO): cytoplasm
Molecular function (GO): UTP:glucose-1-phosphate uridylyltransferase activity
Source: RefSeq, a predicted model, not a curated record